AAAGUAACAUUAUAGUAAUAGUUAGGGCCAGAUCGUCGGAGCGUGGCCGGCAUUUGCAGUUUACCCUGCAAGUGCGGUUGCCUUUAGCCGUUCAUCCUCCCAAUUUUCUCCCCCUUUCACACGAUUCCGACUUCCUUUACCCUUCUUCUGCUUCCUCGUAUAUUCCAAGGUUAUUGUCUCGUCUUGUACUCGCGCUGUUGGGACUGCGCUUCGCUUUGAGAUAUAAACUUUUUUAUUUGUUUAGUGAUGGAUGGGAACAAAGACGAGGCGCGGAAAUGCGUGAAGAUGGGGAAGGAGGCUUUGGAGGCAGGGGAUAGCGCUCGCGCGCUCAGAUUUCUUACCAAGGCGCGGCGACUGGAUCCCACCCUUUGUAUUGAUGACCUCCUCUCCUUCGCCGGCGGAGGUGGUGCCGACAUGGCUGAUGAUGCCGGAGAUACUUCACCGACGCCGUCUGAUGGUCCUAGGAAUGAGCCUGAUAAAGCUGGUCAAGCUCCAUCAGCCGCCUUCUCUUCUGCUACUCUUAGGGCUAGGGGCAGGUCUUCGGCAGCUUCCACGAAUGGGUCUACGUCCACUGCAGCUUACACAGAGGAGCAGAUUGCUAUUGUUAGGGAGAUAAAGAAGAAGAAGGAUUACUAUGAAAUAUUGGGGCUAGAGCGGAGCUGCACCGUGGAAGAUGUUCGCAAGGCAUAUCGGAAGCUUUCAUUGAAGGUUCACCCGGACAAGAAUAAGGCGCCUGGUGCUGAGGAAGCGUUUAAGGCAGUCUCUAAAUCCUUUCAGUGUCUUAGCAAUGAAGAGAGCAGGCAAAGGUAUGAUGUUUCUGGUUCCGACGAUCCUACUCCUGUUACGCGGCACCACCAGGCUUAUGGACGUGGAUUCAAUGCCAAUGGCUUCUAUGAUGCGGACAUUGAUGCAGAGGAGAUCUUUAGAAACUUUUUUGGUGGAAUGCAUCAGGCUGCUACUCCUUUUGGGACCUUUCAUUUCCGUACUGGUGGCAUGGGGGGCAACGUUGGUCAUGGGAUGCAGGGUUCUGGUAAUUUUAACAUACGUACUCUUGUACAGAUCCUGCCCAUACUUGUUCUUAUCUUGUUCAACUUCCUCCCAUCCUCUGAUCCAUUGUACACAUUCAACCGUUCCUAUCCUUAUGAACACAAGGUUUUGACAUCAAAGGGUGUCCCCUUUUAUGUGAAAUCUACAAAGUUUGAGCAAGAUUACCCUUAUCAAAGUUCUGAAAGGGUUGCAUUGGAGGCAAGCAUUCAGAGGGAAUAUGUUAGUUUGCUUUCGCAAAACUGUCGACUUGAGUUGCAGCGAAAGCAGUGGGGUUUCCAGCAUCAGACGCCUCAUUGUGACAUGCUUCAGAAGUUUCAGGAAGGAGAAACUGCUUGAUGCUUGCUUCAAAAGAGCUAUUCGGCAUGACUGAAUCAUUGACAACAAUUCAGUUUCUGCUAUCUUCUAAUAAAAAGAUUUCAGAUUUCAGAUUUCAGCACAGUAAACCAGCAGCAGUUAUCUGUAUCACCAUUGACUGCGGAAGCAUUGGAGUUCAGCAUUCAUCUUAUGUUGUCGGAAUAGUGCCCCAUUAUACAUGUAUGAAUGAUUACCCUCAGUUUUCUGCAAAAUUUACGUGGUAAAUCACUGUUUUAUUACUAAGCCAUUUUCACCCUUAUUGGUGGUUGAAUUUCUAAAAGGUUUCUACUGUUUUAUAAUUCCAUGUACUUUCGUA
Molecule: messenger RNA, 1717 nt
Organism: Phalaenopsis equestris
Lineage: Eukaryota; Viridiplantae; Streptophyta; Magnoliopsida; Asparagales; Orchidaceae
Product: chaperone protein dnaJ 49-like
Exons: 3
Coding region: 247-1383 (378 amino acids)
Biological process (GO): cellular response to misfolded protein
Cellular component (GO): endoplasmic reticulum membrane
Molecular function (GO): Hsp70 protein binding
Source: RefSeq, a predicted model, not a curated record